Messenger RNA from Bubalus bubalis (water buffalo), 3329 nucleotides. Its product is annotated as C-type lectin domain family 2 member D11. The coding region runs from base 483 to 1100 and encodes 205 amino acids. The transcript has 5 exons. Gene Ontology annotation, cellular component: external side of plasma membrane. NCBI's taxonomy places the organism in Eukaryota, Metazoa, Chordata, Mammalia, Artiodactyla, Bovidae. The record is from RefSeq and is a predicted model, not a curated record.
GUUAGUGAUGGACAGGGAGGCCUGGUGUGCUGCAGUUCAUGGGGUCGCAAAGAGUCAACACGACUGAGCAACUGAACUGACUGACUGACUAACAAAUCUAUGUCUGUGAAGUAAACCGAAGCAAUUCCAGGUCUCACCAAAGGAUCACUGCCCUUCAUUGAUUGGUGCCCAGUGAUGGAAAGGAAUUUUUUUCUGCACGUUUUAUUUAACCUUUUUGAUUCAGGCAAGAAAAUAAAUCUGGUCCAUGUUAUUUUGACAUUUUGACAGGGAAAGAAGAUUGUGGAGUAGAUUGUCUAAGUUAAAAGCACUUUGCAUUUUAUACAUCUAAAACUCUUGUGAACUUGACUUAUCUUGUUGCAGCUCACGUACUGGAUGUGAGUUUACUGCUUUCACUUCUCACUUCCUGUUUUUGCAACUACUUAUGAAACAGUGCCAUAUGCUUUUAAUUAAAUAGAGACAUUACUGUGACGGAGACUUUGAAAAUGUUUCAGAGAGACUCUAUCUCCAAAGAAAACAUGGAAGAGGGGCGAUCUGGUAAAUUACUUGGAAUUCUUUAUCUGCCAAGCCAAUUGGGACGAAUACUCCAAAGGAUAUGCCUACCAAUUAUAUCUUUUGUAACUUCUGCCAAGUUUUAUUGUUUCAUCUUCAUUGCAUCCCUAGCUGCAAAUCUAAUGCUAUUUUAUUCUCUUUUCCCAGUGAGAAGGAGAGAGCUGGACUCACAUGUUCCAUAUGUUCCCUGCUCAAAAGGAUGGAUAGGAUUUGGAAGUAAAUGUUUUUAUUUUUCGGAAGACACAAGGAACUGGACAUUCAGUCAGACAUUCUGUACUUCACUGGAAGCUGUCCUUGCUCAGUUUGAAACUAAGGAUGAGCUGAACUUCCUGAUAAGAUACAAAGGCCAUUCUGACCAUUGGAUUGGCCUUAGUAGAGAAUCAUCACAUCAUGUUUGGAAAUGGACAGACAACUCUAAAUAUAAUGCCUCGUUUGCCAUCACAGGAGAUGCAACAUGUGGCUAUCUGAAUGACCUUGGAGUUAGCAGUGCCAGGCGUUAUACAGAUAGAAAAUGGAUUUGCAGCAAACAAAUAAUGUCUCCAUGUCCUUAAAUUCUUCAAGUCCUUUUUAGGGAAUUUCACACACCAUCUCAAAGAGAUGCAUUAUAAAUUAUGCACAGUUGCUGCUUUAUUGCUUGCUCUUCCAAAAAUAUCACCAAUAUUCGUUUAUAGUGUUGUUAACAGCAAGGAGACAAGCCAUACUUGAAUGAUACAGGGAUUUGGAAGAGCAUGAUUCUAAAUUAAGUAUUAUAUAAUAUGAGUUGAUAUUUAUGUUUUGAACCCAGUCAAUAUGAAUAAAUGCCUCUUUCUAUAUACAGACAGCACUUUCUUUGCACACAUGGAACUAUAAAAAUAAGUAUGAUAACUGAAGCCAUGCAAAAUGAGUUUAAUCACUGAUGUUAUUAAUUGGUUAACACAGUUGAAAUUCUCUUACCAUUAGUUACAAAUGUAUGGGGAAAAUUGUUUUGGACUUCCCUGGUGGCACGGUGGAUAAGCAUCUGCCUGCGAAUUCAAGGAACAUGGGUUCAAUCGCUGGUCCAGGAUUAUUUCACAUGCCAUGGAACAGCUAAGCCCAUGUGCCACAAUACUGAGCCUGGAUUACAGAGUCCAUGAGCAGCAACUAUUGUAGCCCAAGUGCCCAAGAAUCUGUCCUCCGCAACAUGAGAAGGUACUACGAUGAGAAGCCCGUGCUUCUCAGUGAAGAGUAGCCGCCACUCUCUGCAACUAGAGAAAGUGCAAAACAAAGAAGACCCAGUGCAGCCAAAGAUUAACUCAUUCAUUAAAUGUUUUGUUUUAAAAAGACACAUAUAUAGGGAAAUUUUUAAAACUCCCAAGACUAGGGACUUACCUGGUUGUCCAGUGGUUAAGACUCUGCUCCCAAUGCAGGAGGUCUGGGUUCAAUCCCUGAUCAGGGAACUAGCUUCCUGCAUGCUUAAACUAUAAGAUUCCCCAGGCUUGUCUGAGCCAAAAGUUCCCACUUGCAGCAACUAAAAAUUCCACAUGCUCUAUAACAAAGUGAAUCAGCUGUACAGCAUGUGAAAUCUUUGGUUGAUGCAUGUGAGAUUUUACUCCAAUUAAAAGAACAAAAUCUUACCACAAAAAGCAGGAAAAGAAAAAAAAAAGAAAGGCAUCACAGAAGCUGGCAAGGAAAAAAAAACAAACAGGAUUCCACAUACCACAACCCAUAUAGAAGAUUCCUCAUGCUGCCAGUAAGAUCCAAGCAGCCCCGCCAAAAAAGUUUACUAAGCAUAAUAUUUAUUAUAGACUCUAUAUUUUAAAACAUUAGAAACACUGAAAAAAUUCUUUGUACACUUUAAUUCUUGGUGUUUAUGUUAUAAGUUACAGUGUGCUAAAUUAAUGUUAUCCCCAUAAAUCAAUAUUUUGGUUUUGGUAUUUUAUAUAUCAAUCUUUUGUUUACCCUUUAUUCCACUCUAAUUAAAUCACAAAUAGUUACUUCUACCCAUUAGCCAUGUGAUACCCAAUCUCAGAAUAUAUGAUUGAGUUUGAUAAACAAAAUGUUUUAAAUUUUUACAGCAUUAACUACACUGUACUCAUGAGUAUACAAAAGUAGAAAAUAGUAACUUAUAACAUAUCCUCUCUACCUACCUCCAUUUCUCUUUGACUCCUUAUCCCCUUGUUUUAAUUUGUUUUCAAUAUCUGUGACACUAUUUCUGUUUUAUAAGUUCAUUUGUAGCCUUUUUUUUUUUUAGAUUCUACAUGUAAGUGAAAUCAUAUGAUAUUUGUCUUCCUUGUUAGUUUCUUAGUGUAAUUUUAUGCAAUCUUGUAUAUAUUAAUUUUCCAUAUAUGUAUAAAUAUUAUAUGUUUAGGGGCUUCCCUGAUGGCUCAGUGGUAAAGAGCUGCCUGCAAUGCAGGGGACCUGAGUUGCAUCCCUGGGUUGGGACGAUCCCCUGAGGAAGGAAAUGGCUACCCCUUCCGGUCUUCUUGCCUGUGAAAUCCCAUGGAUGGAAGAGACUGGCAGGCUACAGGUCUCAAAGAGUCAGACACAACAUAGUGGCUAAACAACAACAUAAUCAAAUGAACCAAUUCUUCAAAGUAAAUCUUCCACACAUUCUGUUAGUUCUGUUUUCCUGAAGAACCCCGACUGUCAUAAGAAAUUAAUUCCUUACAAAGCAAACUUUGACUGAAGGGGACAGGGGACAGGAAGAAUGCAAGAUGCAUUCUGUCUAUUUCCUUUGCUUCCUUGGCUGGACAAUUUGGAAGCACAAAUGCUUGACAGGUUCACAGGAGGCAUCAGAAAGAAUGAACAGUCUGCUCAGCUUU